GUUAGAACUCACGCUUUUACGAGGCUAUCGGACACCCUUACAACUCUGCAACAUCUCCAACCUCUUCAUCAAACACCUCAACCGUACCAUCACUUGCCUACCUCAAAAUAUUAUCCACACCGCCAUCUAAGUAAGUGAUCCUCACACACGCAUCGACUGAAAUAUAUUACAUCAGGAUACGUCGCUGCUAGCUCCAAAUGCCUGAAUGUCUUUCACUGAUUGAGUUAUACCAAUACUGACGUUCACCAGCAUGUUGCCGAACCUCGACUUUCCGAAUGUUGUAUGUGUGGAAUGUACAGAGAGCCACUUCGACUGCAGCGACCACGACAAGAACCGGCUCAUCGAGGCCCUUGCGACGUCUGACCCUCAGACAGUGCACCCCGCAAACCGAGCCGCGAUAUCGAAGAUCCUCCGGAACAUAUCAGAUCGUGACAACUGCGAGAAGUCCAAACUACUGGCCAAAAUCAAGGAUCUUACGGGUCGCACCGAAGAAGCCCAAAGCCAGAUUAGGGAUAGCGAGAAAGCUCUUGAAGGUCUCCGGCAAGAGGUAGCAAAGUUGGAUCCUCUGCUGCGCGAACUUGAAGAGAAGGACCUGAAGAUUGAAGAGCUCAAGGAACAGAUGAAGGCAAUCAAUGACGCCCUGAUUUCACGAGUCAGUGACGAAGAACAGAGGAAAAGCAAUGCUCUAGUGCUGCUUGGUCAGAUUCGAGAGCAAAAGCAAGAGAUUGCUGACCUCAAACACGAGAUUGACGACCGCAACUUUUGCAUCUGGGAUCGCGAACAGAGCAUAGAGCGCCUUGCUCGGGAGGAGCGUACUUUGACCCAUCAAGUUGAAGCGAAAGACAAUGAAAUCGAAGACCUUAGGCGCGAUAUCGACGAAGGUAACUCUCAGCUACUCAGCCGCAACAAAGAGAUCGACAGCCUACAGAAACAAAUCAACGAGAAGGACCGCCAAAUCGGCGCUCGUGAUUCUCAGAUCCAGGGCCGCUCCGACGUCAUGAAGAAGCUUCUGGAGAGACUGGAGCAGAUGAAGAGUCGACUUGCGAGUGCUGACGAAGCAGCACCUGAAAGAAGCAGGGAGAGGGUUCGAACUGAGGCUUUCGAUCGGCACUGA
Molecule: messenger RNA, 1114 nt
Organism: Mytilinidion resinicola
Lineage: Eukaryota; Fungi; Ascomycota; Dothideomycetes; Mytilinidiales; Mytilinidiaceae
Exons: 1
Coding region: 251-1114 (287 amino acids)
Source: RefSeq, a predicted model, not a curated record